Molecule: messenger RNA, 2480 nt
Organism: Malania oleifera
Lineage: Eukaryota; Viridiplantae; Streptophyta; Magnoliopsida; Santalales; Ximeniaceae
Product: E3 ubiquitin-protein ligase WAV3-like
Exons: 4
Coding region: 98-2305 (735 amino acids)
Source: RefSeq, a predicted model, not a curated record
GUCCAUUUCAGCUGUUAAAAAGGCUGCUGCCGCUGCCGCUGCCGCUUCCUCUCCUCUAUCAACUCCUAUAAAGAGAGAACCUGAGAUCUGAGUGAAAAUGGGAAGCAAAUGGCAGAAAGCAAAGAUGGCUUUAGGACUCAACCUCUGCGUCUAUCCCCCUCAAACGCUGGAAGACUCUCCUACGGUCGCCGCACUCCCCGGACGAUUCUCCGACGUCGUUUCUCCGACGACGUCACUUUCCCUGGUAGGCGACGGCCCCUACCGGCCGACCACGCCGACUCCGUCGUCCUCCGGUCUUCGUUUGUCCAAAGGAGGAUCUAAGGCUUCAAAGAGGACUUGUGCAAUAUGCCUGACCUGCAUGAAACCAGGCCAGGGCCAUGCCAUAUUUACUGCAGAAUGUUCGCAUGCCUUCCACUUUCAUUGCAUUACCUCUAAUGUAAAACAUGGAAACCAAAGUUGCCCAGUUUGUAGAGCAAAAUGGAAGGAAAUCCCUUUCCAAAGUCCUGCUUCUGAUCUUUCUCAUGGAAGGGUAAGAAUCAACCCUGUUGAUGAUGGUUGGAUGACUGUGUUACGUCGGCUUCCUCCUCCUCGCAUAGACGUCAAUCGUCACUUAUCAUCACUCUUUCAAUCCCCUGAGCCCAGUGUAUUUGAUGAUGAUGAAGUCUUAGAUCACCAAUCCGAGAUUUCCAAGGAAAACUCAUCUACUGAAGAUGCUGCUGGUGUAAAUUCUAUUGGAAAAAUAGAAGUCAAAACAUACACAGAAGUCUCAGCUGUCCCUCAAUCAACAUCGCACGCAAACUUCACUGUCUUGGUUAAUCUCAAGGCUCCACUAACAAGUGGAAGACAGAAUUGCAGCAGUAACCAGGUUAAUUUGCCGCCAAUUUCUCAUAAUUCUCGUGCACCGGUUGACCUUGUCACUGUGCUUGAUGUCAGUGGCAGCAUGGCAGGGACCAAGCUUGCUCUGCUAAAGCGAGCAAUGGGUUUUGUGAUACAGAACCUAGGCCCCUCUGAUCGACUCUCUGUCAUUGCCUUCUCCUCAACAGCUCGUCGACUCUUUCCCCUUCGUAGAAUGACUGAAACUGGAAGGCAGCAGGCACUGCAAGCUGUGAACUCACUCAUUUCAAAUGGUGGAACAAACAUUGCUGAAGGCCUAAAGAAGGGUGCAAAGGUAAUGAUUGACCGGAAGUGGAAGAACCCAGUUAGCAGUGUCAUUUUGUUAUCUGAUGGGCAGGAUACAUAUACUGUCAUCAGUCCUGGGGGAGCCCGUCCCCAAACUGAUUACCAGUCUCUCCUCCCUUUCUCCAUUCAACGAAAUAAUGGUGGUGGUGGUGAUGUUGUCAGCGACAGCACAGGCCUCCAGAUUCCUGUGCAUGCUUUUGGGUUUGGGGCUGACCAUGAUGCUGCCUCAAUGCACUCAAUUUCUGAAGCAUCUGGUGGUACAUUUUCUUUCAUAGAAGCAGAGGGUGUCAUUCAGGAUGCAUUUGCACAGUGCAUUGGGGGCCUAUUGAGUGUGGUGGUGCAAGAACUGCAGGUGGGAAUUGAGUGUGUUCACCCAAGUUUGCAACUUGGUUCAAUAAGAGCAGGAAGCUACAAGACCACCAUGAUGGCUGAUGCAAGAAUGGUUCUUGUUGAUGUUGGAGAUUUGUAUGCUGAAGAAGAGAGGGACUUUCUGGUAACCGUCAAUGUUCCAGCUGAUGUGCACAAUAGUGAGAUGUCUUUGUUGAAAGUUAGAUGUGUUUACAGAGACCCCAUUACAAAAGAAAUGGUGAAUCUGGUAGAAGCCAAUGAAGUAAAAAUUCAGAGGCCUGAAAUGGCAGGACAACUGGUUAUGUCGAUGGAAGUGGACAGGCAGCGAAAUAGGCUGCGAGCAGCGGAGGCAAUGGCAGAAGCAAGAGCUGCUGCUGAACGUGGUGAUCUAACUGGUGCUGUCUCUGUUUUGGAAAGUUGUCGGCAGGUAUUGUCUGAAACCAUGUCUGCACUAGCUGGCGACCGGCUAUGUGUUGCAUUGGAUGCUGAGUUAAAGGAAGUGCAAGAGAGGAUGGCCAAUCAAAAUGUCUACGAGGCUUCUGGAAGGGCCUAUAUUCUUUCAGGGUUGAGUUCACACUCAUGGCAGCGGGCUACUGCACGAGGUGAUUCCACCGAUAGUGCAAGCCUUGUGCAAGCUUAUCAAACCCCGUCCAUGGUUAACAUGGUGACCCGAUCUCAAACUAUGCCCUUUGGUGAUCCACUGCCUCGACCUAGGGUCAGGCCAGCCCGGUCAUUUGCAGAACGACUGCAGCCUAGGGGAAGUGCACAGGAUUGUUAGCUCACCACCAGCCCUGAAAGUGUACUCUGAAGCAAAAAUAUCAGCAAUACCAUUAAGCUUCUAGGGAAUGCCUGUUGCGUAAACAGUAGUUGCUGAACAUGAUAUGUUUAAUGCUUUUAUUUGUUUAUUUAUAAAAUAAUUCAUAUUAAAAUUUUUAAUAGUUAAUUUUUUUACU